GAUGAACACUAUAAUAACAAACAGCGAAGAGAGCGAUAAGACAGAAGAUAAAAAGGGCAUUAUUAAGAAUAUGAUUGUUGUAAUGAUUUCAGUUGUCCUUGUUUUUGCUACUAUACAAGGAUUGCUAGUUCUUCAGAGUACCUUGAACUCUUCAAAAGGCGUUAUAUCCCUUAGCAUUUUUACUUGCUCCGCUGUAUUUUCGUGCCUAUUUAUUUCUAGUUACGUUCCAAGGAAAAUUGGUUGUAAAAGGUCCUUAAUUUUAAGUAUUGUUGGAACUACUUUAUGGACCAUGGCUAAUUUAUAUGCAACGUGGUAUACGCUUAUUUUCGGCUCUUUGAUUUUAGGUUUAGCCUGGGGUAUCUUAUGGACAUCUUACAGUACAUUCUUUACAAUGUGUGCAAUAAAUUACGCUAAAUUAACAAGUCAAGAACCAUCUAGAGUAAUAGCGAGGGUGUUUGGUUUCUGUUUUAUGGUCUUAUUGUCGGGUCCAAUUUGGGGUAACUUAUUAUCAUCCUCUAUACUCUCUUUAUCCUCAUCGAUCCCCUCAUCAAAUUUUAAUGCCACUUCGACCGAAAGUAACGAUACCCUGCCAGGCUUCUGCGGCUCUGAUGAUUGUCCCACAAGUAAUACAACGGAGGGUGGAACGCCUCACAGGCCAGAUCAAUGGGUAAUUGGCGUGCUAAUAGGAGCUUAUGCCUCUGUAACAGUCCUUUCUCUCCUUUGUCUGUUACUUUUCCUCGAUUUAGCAAAGACAAAAUAUUCUGAUAAAAAAAUUGAUUACAACUGCAACAUUUUCUUGUCAACCAUGUCAAGACUUAAGGAUAAAAAUCAGGUUUUGUUAGUUGCUAUUACAGUCUACACUGGAAUGGAACAGGCCUAUAUGACGGCUGAAUAUACAAAAUCAUUUGUAGCCUGUUCUUUAGGAUUAUCUAAAAUUGGUUUCGUUAUUAUGAUCUUUAAUUCAUCUGCAGCAAUAAUGUCGAUUCUCUCCGGAAUAAUGGUUUCCAGGUUCAACCGUCUCUCUGUUUUCACACUGGGUAUCGUAAAUAUAUAAAUAGACGCCUCUUCAAUUAUACUUACUUUUCGCAAUGAACCGUAAUUUUAGCUUUCAUAACACAAUUCAGUUGUUUAAUAGUCUUUCUCUUUUGGAAACCGGAAGUAUCUAAAACGUGGAUAAUAUACGUAAUGGCUAUAUUUUGGGGUAUUGGCGACGGUAUAUGGCAAUCGCAAAUCAACUGUAAGUUUGACAAAUUCCGGAUUUAUUAGAGAAACAAAU
Molecule: messenger RNA, 1276 nt
Organism: Dimorphilus gyrociliatus
Lineage: Eukaryota; Metazoa; Annelida; Polychaeta; Dinophilidae
Source: the annotation of a GenBank genome assembly